Messenger RNA from Xiphophorus maculatus (southern platyfish), 3313 nucleotides. RefSeq names its product SRSF protein kinase 1-like (gene srpk1b). Gene Ontology annotation, molecular function: ATP binding; protein kinase activity. The coding region runs from base 294 to 2231 and encodes 645 amino acids. Lineage: Eukaryota; Metazoa; Chordata; Actinopteri; Cyprinodontiformes; Poeciliidae. The record is from RefSeq and is a predicted model, not a curated record. Gene Ontology annotation, biological process: regulation of mRNA processing; protein phosphorylation; spliceosomal complex assembly. The transcript has 15 exons.
AGGCAGUGACUGUGGGAGAGAGCAGAAAGUGAGCGAGAAUCGCAGCAUGUAGUGGAGGCCUGCAGUUCGGGACUCGGUCUGCAGCUCAGCCUCGCCACAUCUCGCCUUCCCACUCUCCUCCUCUCUUCUCUCCCCCUCCUGCUGUCUCCUUGGCUUUUCAGUCAUCAGCUCAGACUGCUUUUGCUGCCUCCUAUCUACUUUUCCACUUCUGGACCUCCGUCACAUUUUGCUCUUCGGGCGAAUGGAGUGAGAGGCUUUUUCAGUACCUGGUCUACCUCCUCGCUUCUUGUCCCAUGGGCAUACGUGCAUCUUGCAGGCCAGAGCCUCAUGGUCGCGGCGGGGCAUCUCUGCAGGGUCAGGGAGAAGCUCCCCUUCCGGAGCAGGAUGAGGAGAUUCUGGGCUCCGACGACGACGAACAGGAGGAUCCCAACGAUUACUGCAGGGGUGGAUAUCAUCAUGUGAAGAUUGGCGACCUGUUCAAUGGAAGAUACCAUGUGAUCCGUAAGCUGGGGUGGGGUCACUUCUCCACCGUGUGGCUGGCCUGGGACAUCCAGGAGAAGCGAUUUGUGGCCAUGAAGGUUGUUAAAAGUGCUGAACAUUACACAGAGACUGCGCUGGAUGAAAUCAAGCUGCUGAAAUCUGUGAGAAACACGGAUCCCAGAGAUCCCAACAGAGAGAAAGUGGUGCAGCUGCUAGAUGACUUCAAGAUUUCUGGGAUGAAUGGAACUCAUGUGUGUAUGGUGUUUGAGGUCCUGGGCUACCACCUUCUGAAGUGGAUUAUAAAAUCAAAUUAUCAAGGCCUGCCCCAGCCUUGUGUGAAAAGCAUCAUACGACAGGUUUUGCAGGGCCUAGACUACCUCCACGCCAAGUGUAAAAUCAUUCAUACAGACAUCAAGCCUGAAAACAUUCUGCUGACUGUCAACGAGCCCUACAUUAAGAAGAUGGCUGCCGAGGCGACACAAUGGCAGAAGUCUGGUGCUCCACCUCCAUCUGGAUCUGCAGUGAGUACAGCGCCGGCACCCAAAACGAUGGCCAAAAUGUCAAAGAAUAAGAAAAAGAAGAUGAAGAAAAAGCAAAAGAAACAAGCAGAGCUGCUUGAGAAGAGGAUUCAGGAGAUGGAAGGCGGUGCUAUGCCUGAUGGUGCAGAGGAAGACGAUGACGAUGAUGAGACGGAGACUAAUGAAGAUACGUCCUCAGCUACUGUUCCUGUCUCUUCGACACUGCAAGACGUUGCUAACCACACAAGCACAGACUCCACUUCUGACGAGCAGCCUCCUCUGACACCUCAGCUAGGUCAUCAGAAAGCGGGCGCAACAGCGGAGGAGAACCAAAUGGAGAUCAACUGCAACGGCCAUUCCUCCUCACCGGACAACAAGGACAGUUCAGAAAAACAAGGGACCAAGGAGUCUGUGGAGGAGCAGGAGGAGGAGGACCAACAGAACGCGAACCAACCAGAAACCAAUGCAGAGACUCCAGAUUCUAUAUGUAACGAAGAGGAGCAUGAAACCUGUGACGCCUCACCUGCAGUGGCCGAUCCCGCCUCGGAGCCUCCCUCUGCUUCCCUCAGCUCCGACGUCGCCGUGGAGCCAAACGACAGAGAAAGACAGGAGAAAAAGAUGGAGGACAUGGAGACUCAAGGGGAGAACAAAAAGGAGAGUGAGGAAGAGGACAGCCAGAGUGGCUCAGCAGGCAGUUUGUUGGUAAACCCCCUGGAUCCUCUUAACGCCGACAAGCUGCAGGUCAAGAUCGCUGACCUUGGCAAUGCCUGCUGGGUGCACAAACAUUUUACAGAUGACAUCCAGACACGGCAAUACCGUUCGCUGGAGGUUCUGAUCGGAGCUGGCUACAGCACUCCAGCCGACAUCUGGAGCACCGCCUGCAUGGCCUUCGAGCUUGCUACUGGAGAUUAUCUGUUUGAACCGCACUCUGGAGAGGACUACUCCAGAGAUGAAGAUCACAUAGCGCUCAUCAUUGAGCUGCUUGGCAAGGUUCCUCGGAAACUGAUUGUGGCGGGCAAAUACUGCAAGGAGUUUUUCACCAAGAAAGGUGACCUGCGACACAUCACCAAGCUGAAGCCGUGGGGCCUGUUCGAAGUCCUGGUGGAGAAGUACGAGUGGUCCAAGGAGGAGGCUCACUCUUUCAGCAGCUUCCUGCUGCCCAUGCUGGACCUGGUGCCUGAACGGAGGGCCACGGCGGCCCAGUGCCUCUCCCACCCAUGGCUCUCCUCCUAAAGCCUGCACACCGCCGCCAUUUUUAUAUAUCGUGACAGAACCCAGCCAGCAAAUUCAUUCAUGUCUGCGAGCAGGACCCUCAUGGUUGCCAGUACAUCCAAACGACGGAGAGGAAAGCGGUCGAGGCUUUGUCACUAAUUGGAAAACGUUCAACAACGCCUUACACUUGUACUUAGAAAGAAUUGGCAUUUAUUUUUUUAUUAUUUUCUGAGUGCAGGUGUAUCGCUGGUGCACAUUUUUUUCUCUUCAAGAACUAAAAUUUGCACUUUUCUGACACAAACAGAAGUGAAAGAAGCUUUGUGAAACAGUAAUCCAUUGGGUGUCGUACAGUUGAGCCAAAUCUUUGCCAGUCAUCAUGUGCCAGCUUUUACACUUUUUGGCCUAAGACUUUGUUCAGUUUGCUCCUGCACAGUGCUUAUCAGAUUAAAAAGUUACCAUUGAUUUUUAAGAACAGUCUUAAGAUUUAUCAUCACCAACAACAAAAGGAAGAUAAAAAAAAUUUUUAAAAACAUUUUUACACAAACAUCUCCACAGAAUAUGACAUUUAACACAGUGUGCAUCAAUAACAGCUGUCCAAAAGUACACUGACAACCAGGCUUUUUUUCCCUUGAGAUAUUGUCAAGGUUCUGCAUUACUUUGCAUUUUUUCAGCAUUUGAGGGUGAAAUGGAUUUUUUUUCUUCUGGAUGGACAGCUCUGCAGACGGUUUAUAAACACUGGUAUACUUGGAAUCCAGCCACACAUGGAUAAGCAACCAGCGCUCAGUACAUCGUACCAAAGAGUUUGGCUUGACGCAGGUUCUGAAAAAGACACUGAGUAGCAAAGGAGGCUUUAUCUGAAGGGCUUAACAACUUUUCCAUUCUGUGUGAUCAGGCAAUAAAUUUAGCUUCUACUGUGCAAGACUUCCCCCCACCCCCAUGAAUGUGCUGGUUUAACAAAAGAUUGUACUAAUUGCAGAUAUUAUUUUAUUGCUUUGACUUUCUUCACAGUUGUCAUAUGUUUAAUGAUGCAAGUUUCUUAUGUCCAUGUCUUCCGUCUUUAUUUCUUCCUGUAGAAUAUAAGAAUAAACACUUUUCCAAAUUAG